Entelurus aequoreus (snake pipefish) is the source of this 596-nucleotide messenger RNA. It is a transcript of the gene ndufs5, whose product is annotated as NADH:ubiquinone oxidoreductase subunit S5. The record is from RefSeq and is a predicted model, not a curated record. Gene Ontology annotation, biological process: mitochondrial respiratory chain complex I assembly. The transcript is spliced from 3 exons. The coding region runs from base 25 to 522 and encodes 165 amino acids. Lineage: Eukaryota; Metazoa; Chordata; Actinopteri; Syngnathiformes; Syngnathidae.
ACAACGCGGCAGUGAGAAACAAUUAUGCCAAAGUUGGUUUCGUUCGGGUAUAAAAACUACGACUUGGUCAACAAAAAACGAAUUGCCGUAUGCAAAUCACGCAGUUCGAAUAUUACAGACGGAGACGCAACAACUUCCAACUUCGUUCGACAUUUGAAGUUGCACAAAGAAGGCAUCGCCCUCCGAGCCCCGUCAGUCGCCACCAUGCCCUUUCUGGACCUGCAGUCGCGUCUGGGCAUCAACAUCGACCGCUGGGCGCUGCUGCGGACCAGUGAGCAGCCGUACAAGCGGGCGGUCCGCUGCCACGCAUUCGAGAAGGAGUGGAUCGAAUGCGCCCACGGCAUCGGGCAGACCCGCGCCAAGAAGGAGUGCCAGCUGGAGCUUGAGGACUUCUACGAGUGUCUGCACCAGAAGAAGAUCCAUGAGCGUCUGUUCGCCGUCCGCCAGCAGCGUGACAAGAUGGUGAAGGAGGGCACGUACACGCCGCCCCCCUGCCACACGGGCCAGGCAGACCAAGCCUAAAUUGGAAACCUCUUAAAUUGUCCCUUCUUCUUCCUCCAUGUGCUCAUUUACAAAAAUAAAAGUCAUCACCUCCA